AUGAACCGAUCCAACGCAGAUUUGGAACAAGAUUCACAGAUCAUGACUUACGCACGGUUAUAUUUCAUCUUUGCAUUGAUCUACACCGCACGCUGUAACCCCUUGGGGCAGGCGACUGUCUGCGAAUCGGCGCAGGCAUAUCCAAACAGUGCCACGGUCUGCGAGUCGGCAUCCAACCUCCCCUAUUACCCGUACGGCCUCCCGUCUGGGCUUGGGGUGGCUGGAGUCUUGCCAGCUUUCUCCAGCCCCCUGGGCUUGCCUGGGCUGCUUAACCCCGCACUGGGAUCGACUACCGUCUGCGAGAGCGCGCCCAAUACGGUUGGAUUAGGCGGACUUGGUCUUAAUCCGCUUUACGGACUGCCGCUAGGAUUGCCGUAUGGUAUCGGGGGAGGGAUUCCGAAUCUUUUGGGCGUUGGAACAUUAGGAGUCCCGUAUCCUGGCGUACCAGUUGUUGGUGGUGGUUCUUCUACUGUCUGUGAGAGCUCUCCUAACUUGCUGGGUCUGGGCGCCUUGGGUCUACCUCUACAGCUCGGUGGUCUCGGUCUUGGCGGGUUGGGGUUAGGUCUAGCACAUGCAGCAGUCCCCUUACUA
Messenger RNA from Iphiclides podalirius (scarce swallowtail), 591 nucleotides. The record is from the annotation of a GenBank genome assembly. NCBI's taxonomy places the organism in Eukaryota, Metazoa, Arthropoda, Insecta, Lepidoptera, Papilionidae.